AUGCUGUGGAGCUACUUUCCCUGGUACAAGGCCGCCUCGAGUCGCCGUAGUGGCGACGACGACGCAACUUUGGGCAUACGAAGCACAUGGACAGGCUCCAGUACUAGCAAAGGCAAGCAUUCUGUUCUGGGCGUCUUCACCGGCCAGGGCGCUCAAUGGGCCACUAUGGGGAUGCGCCUAAUUGAGUCGUCGGCUCCCGCCCGGGAGCUGAGCAGCCGGACGGCAACCAGGGCAACAGGGGCUAUGAUGGCAGUGGGCACGACGCUGGAAGAGCUCGACGGCCGUCUGACGGUUGCCGCAUGCAGCUCGUCCUCGAGCGUCACCUUGUCCGGCGACCUUGACGCACUAGAGCUUGCUCGCGAGGGGCUAGAAGACGAGAAGUUUACUCGCGUCUUGCGAGUUGAUACAGCAUACCACUCACACCAUACAAAAGAGCCAGCUGUAGCCUUUAGGAAGUCGGUGGUCGACUGUGCUAUCAAAAUUCUCCAGCUGAUUGGAGAGGACUGA
Messenger RNA from Pyricularia grisea, 507 nucleotides. RefSeq lists its product as uncharacterized. Gene Ontology annotation, biological process: fatty acid biosynthetic process; secondary metabolite biosynthetic process. The transcript has a single exon. The record is from RefSeq and is a predicted model, not a curated record. Lineage: Eukaryota; Fungi; Ascomycota; Sordariomycetes; Magnaporthales; Pyriculariaceae. Bases 1 to 507 code for a protein of 168 amino acids. Gene Ontology annotation, molecular function: fatty acid synthase activity.